AUGAGCGUGGUUAUCCCAGAUGAACCAACCAAGCAGUCCAACAAUGGCUUCUUCUUUGGCAACUUUAUGAAGUCGUUUGCCAAUGCUGAAUCUCCCAAGGAAAUCCCUCACGAUCUGACCGAACCUGAAAGCGAGAGCGAUUUUUCAGGGUCCGAUACAUCCAGUCCAAAGGAGCUCAUUACGCCUGUGGAAAAUGAAGACAGUGACGGUGAGGACGAAAGUGGCUUUGCCAAGGUGAUCCCCCAAAAGCCUUUUCAAAAGCGUUCGUCUUUCCUCUCCAUGUUUGAGAAAUCAACAGACGAGAUGUCUGUGGUGGAAGACCAGGAAGAUGAUGUUUCCUUGGGCAUUAUCGAGGAGAUACAAGAUAUCACCCCAGAAGAGAAUUCGGCUACUGCAGUGGCCAGCGACGAACCAAGUGCUGAAGUCAAUGAACUUGUUUCCACCGAAAGGCGACAAAGUAGCUUCUUUGACUUAUUCUUCAACACAAUGGAGGAAAACCAGGUCGAUCUCACAAAAGAAACCAAAGACUCUGAGAGUGAUGACGUCCACGCCACCGAAGUUGCCGAAGACCAUGACGCCUCUACAACUCCGAAGACAUUGCAGCCCGAUGUACAAGAAAUGAAGACAAAUCCCUCUGUAGAAGAGACAAAGAACAGCAGCAACAAGAUGGACACUUCGUUAACAGAUGAGACAGCUGCAGUGUUGAAGCCCGAAGAGAAGUUCCUUGAUGCACCAGUGAAGGCGCAAACCUCCACUCCAGAAAAGGACCAAGGCUUUUUCAGCAGAUUCUUCCAGCGAACGGAAGCCCACCAAUCUCCCAAUGAAACUCCAUCCUCCCCUUCCAAAGUACUAGUAGCAAAGACUGAGCCACCCUCCAAUGAACAUGCCUCCCCCGUGGCCAACAACGAUGACCUUCCAAGCGAAAAGUCGCUACAAUCCAAUGAAACUGCUCCUGCUUCUAAGAUCGAGCCUCCCAACGAUGACGUCAAUAAACAAACUACUGUUGAAGAAAAGGGUCCCAGCGAACCCAUUGAGUUGCCAAGAGCUCCCGCAAACUACAACCAAGACAAACGCACAUCCACUGUGAAUGAAAAAGUUGAAGGCGAAACUGAAACCUCCUACUUCCUGGGCCUGUUCAAGGUGACCUCUCCUAAGAAAGUUAAAACUCCAACUGUUGCUUUGAAGGAAGAACUUGCUUCCAACGAAACCUCUCCUAAGAACGUGGAAACUCCAACUGUUGCUUUGAAGGAAGAAGAUGCUUCACAUGAAGAGCAACAUGAUGACCUGGACACUUCCGUACGAUCAACUGAGAAGACGCGUGCCAGCUUUUUGGAUCUGUUUCUCAAUACGCCAACCCCUGAGCACGACGACGAAUGCAAGCAAGUUGGAGAAGUGACUCCUACCGGUAUGAUGGAAGAUGAGUCACAAAAGGAAGAGCAACAACAAGAAGAGGAAAAGAAGACGCUGGACGAUGUCGAUGAUAAUAUUAUUCAACCUGCUGAUGAAGAGCUUUUGGAGGUUGCAGCGGAGGUUGAGACGGACGAAACGCUAGAAAAGGAACUACUAGUAUUUCAAGAGGAACCAGAGGCUGUCGAACAUGCAUGCCAAGACGUCCACUUCAACCUGGCGGAGACUGGAUUGGAGAUGGAGCUGGAGUCCCCGUUUCCACUAGAAGAUCCAUACUUUGACGAAAACUUUCUUGAGAAAGGCCAGAAAGAGAAAAUGUGUUGCUCGUUCCUCUUCCGUUGA
Messenger RNA from Seminavis robusta, 1749 nucleotides. NCBI's taxonomy places the organism in Eukaryota, Bacillariophyta, Bacillariophyceae, Naviculales, Naviculaceae. The record is from the annotation of a GenBank genome assembly.